Plasmodium gallinaceum is the source of this 150-nucleotide messenger RNA. RefSeq names its product conserved Plasmodium protein, unknown function. Lineage: Eukaryota; Apicomplexa; Aconoidasida; Haemosporida; Plasmodiidae. The coding region runs from base 1 to 150 and encodes 49 amino acids. The record is from RefSeq and is a predicted model, not a curated record. The transcript has a single exon.
AUGUUUCUGCUAAAUAAUGAAAAUGAAGAAUCCCCCAAAGAUAUCUUACUAAAUGAGCUAAAGUACAAAAUCAGAAUUUUAGCAGGCAUUAUUUUUGUUAUAAGAACUGUUCCAAUGGUACUAGAUUUAUUUAACAAAAAAAACGAGUGA